AUGUUGCAGGCAAGAUUAUGGGCUGGGCUUGUGGCUCUGCUGGCUGCGGAGUGUGUUGUUGCCCAGGAGGCUUCAUCGAACGCCUCAGCUGGCGCUCCAUCGACCAUGACACCGGCUGUAGUCAUUAUGGGGUUCCCGGAGUGCGCAAGGUCUUGCGCGCUAUCGACCAUCGAGUCCGCCCGAUGUUCCAUGGACAAUUUGGGUCCAAUGCUGGAUUGCUUUUGCACGAAUACCAAUACACAGGCCCAGCUCUCUGAGUGCGUACAAAUGAGCUGUAUGCCGUACGACGCAGGAGUGGCGAUGUACGUACAGAACUCGAUGUGCACUGCAUACCCAAAAGAGUCGCUUGCAUACGUGGUUAGAACAGCUUGCAUCGUCACUUUUGUCCUCGCCAUACCAAUAGUCAUUGCUCGCUGCACUGCAAGGUGGAGGCUUACGGGAAGACUCUGGCCAGAUGAUUAUAUGUCGAUCGUGGCAACAGUUUUCCUCAUCACACUUGCCGCAAUACAACUAGAGUGCGCCCAAAUUGGCUUCGGUACACACAUAUGGAACUUUAACUGGAAUAAUUUCACCAAGCUUUCGGUGUUGAACUAUACUGGGAAGAUCGCCUACAUCUGGGUUCAGAUCACUGCGAAACUCGCUGUUCUUCUCCUUUACAAACGCGUCUUCAACAUCGCCGGCUCGAAAUGGUUCAGGUGGGCUGUUAGAGGAUGCAUAGCCUACAAGAUGGUCCAUGGAGCCAUCUACACGUUCAUCGUCCUCUUCCAAUGUUCCCCCGUAGCGGCGUCCUGGGAUAACUCAAUACCAAAUCCCAAAUGUCUCGAUCAGCAGGUUAUCAUAGUUUCUGGAGGAGUCAUGUCGAUCGUCGAGGACUUCGUACUAAUCGUCCUGCCGAUAUCUGAGUUGCGGAAGCUGCAGGUCAGUGGAAGCAAGCGAUGGGGAGUCGCUGCCUUGUUUGCUUUCGCUUCAUUUGGCACCAUUGCCAGUAUAGUACGCAUGAAGUACGUGGUCACAGUCCAUGAACAAUUCGACACUACCUUCGAUGUGGAUGUGGUUGUUUGGAGUCUGAUCGAGAACUUCAUGGCCGUCGUCUGUGGCAGCCUACCCGCUCUACGACCGUAUGUAGAUCGUUGGAUCCCGAAAGUCACAGUCACAUGGCCAGGUUCCAAGAGAAGUCGAGGGAGCUCCAAGCAAACUGGGAACUCAACGGGGAACUCCAACACACUUUACAGCUCAAAUACAUUAGACGACUACAAGAAAGGCUCCUUUGUUCUUUCAUCCUUGUCUCCCACCAGCCCGACCGGACAAUGGAAAGAGCUGCCCGUCGAGCCACGCAUGCCACCACGUACCGAAGCCGAUACGAAAGACCUCGAAGCCGGGUUCGCGCCCUCGGAAGCGCCGCUGGGAAGAGAGUCCUCUAGUGAAAGUGAGAACGACCUGAUAAUCCAAGGCCAUCGAGUGUCCGUGACUUACAACGUAAAGGUCUCUUCGAGCAGCCGCGGCGGAUUGAACGGUGGUCGGGGAGUGGAACGAUCCGUUUCAGUCAACGGUACUCGAGUGCCCACGUCAGCAGAGGACCUACACCAGCCCCUUCGGGGCACAAGAUCUGAAAUGUCAUUACCGAUUGCUGGCUCACGACCAGGCACUUCGGGCUCUCAAACACAUGACUUCCUCAGGCCCGCGUCCCAGAAUCGCCAGAUAGCUCGGGUUAGCUCAUUGGACAAGAUGGGCGACUGA
Neoarthrinium moseri is the source of this 1737-nucleotide messenger RNA. RefSeq lists its product as uncharacterized. The transcript has 7 exons. The record is from RefSeq and is a predicted model, not a curated record. NCBI's taxonomy places the organism in Eukaryota, Fungi, Ascomycota, Sordariomycetes, Amphisphaeriales, Apiosporaceae. The coding region runs from base 1 to 1737 and encodes 578 amino acids.